AUGUUGUAUCCGAUGAGAAAGAAGAGCGAAGUAACAGAAGCAUUCAUCGGUCUCUACAAUAAACUCAAGGCGAUAACAGGUUUAAACGAGAAUGUUCUGCGUAGCGACAACGGUGGCGAGUACAAGAAUGGAUCGAUGAAAGCGUUCCGCAAGUAUGCCCAUAUCAAGCAAGAAUACAAUGUGCCAUUCAACCCUGAACAGAACGGAAUGGCUGAGCGUAUGAAUCACAAUCUAGUAGAUAUGACGCGCUGCAUGCUAAAGGACGGUAGCUUGGAUAAGUCGGAUUGGUGUGAAGCGAUGCUGACUGCUGCGGACAUUCGCAAUGUAUUGCCGAACGCUUCGCAUCCAGACUCAAGUCUGUUCGAAAUGGAUGAAUUCUACAUGGAUCAACCAGAUAGCUUUGAAAACAAAAAGCAUCCCGAAACGAAGUGUCUGUUACAACGUGCGCUAAAUGGAACGAAGCAAGCUGCACGUCAAUGGAAUGACAAACUGAACACACAUUUGGAAAUAUGGAGCUUGAAAGAUCAAGCGCAGAUGCAUGUAACAAAGAAGAAGAUUAAUGGGAUCAAGCACAAUUUGAAGAAGAUGUUUACCAUAAAGAAGUUAGGCGAGUUAAAGUACUGUCUUGGCAUCGAUAUUCACCGCGAUCGAAUGUGUAAGGCGUUCUUUAUGAAUCAGAAGGGAUACAUCAAUAAAUUCGCGGAAAAGUUCGGUAUGGCAAAAUACAAAGAAGUACAUACACCAGAUAAUAAUAAUUCUAAGUUGGUAAAGAUGCCAGAGGACGAAGUGUUUAUGCCCAAGUUUCCAUUCAUAGAUUUGGUUGGUGCGUUGAUGUAUGUGAUGACAUGCACGCGACCAGACGUUGCACAUGCUGUGGGUGAAGUAGCAAAGUAA
Molecule: messenger RNA, 894 nt
Organism: Plasmopara halstedii
Lineage: Eukaryota; Oomycota; Peronosporomycetes; Peronosporales; Peronosporaceae
Product: copia ltr rider
Exons: 3
Coding region: 1-894 (297 amino acids)
Biological process (GO): DNA integration
Molecular function (GO): nucleic acid binding
Source: RefSeq, a predicted model, not a curated record